Molecule: messenger RNA, 1368 nt
Organism: Lingula anatina
Lineage: Eukaryota; Metazoa; Brachiopoda; Lingulata; Lingulida; Lingulidae
Biological process (GO): DNA integration
Molecular function (GO): zinc ion binding; nucleic acid binding
Source: RefSeq, a predicted model, not a curated record
AUGGGUGAAACAGAGGCAAUUACCAUGGUCAGUCAAUUACAGAGUCUGCUGCAAACAGGAGGUUUCCACCUGACGAAGUGGAUUAGCAACAGCAGAGAAGUGUUAUCCAAGAUACCAGACAAAGACAAAGCCAAGCCUAUAAAGAAUCUUGAUUUGAAUUUACAGGCCUUGCCGACAGAACGUGCUCUUGGUGUUUGCUGGGACAUAGAAGUGGACAGCUUCACCUAUAAAAUGGAUCUUGAGAAGAAACCAUUGACCAAGAGAGGCCUUUUAAGUGUCAUCAGUUCUAUUUAUGAUCCCCUGGGCUUUAUUUCUCCCUUCACUAUCAGUUCGAAGAAGAUGUUACAAGAUUUAACACGUGAUAAGAUAGGUUGGGAUGAAACUGUGCCUUAUAAAACCCAGGUAGAGUGGUCAGGUUGGAAGAACAGCUUGCCCAAGAUGAAAGAAAUGAAAGUACCAAGAUGUGUACAGCCAGUACAGCCUGAGAAGAUUGCCAGCAUUCAGUUACACCAUUUUUCUGAUGCGUCUACCAUGGCAUAUGGUGUUGUAAGUUACCUCCGUGUACAGGACAUCUCAGGUCAGAUACAUACUUCAUUGUUGAUGUCAAAGGCUCGGUUGGCACCGAUCAAGCAGCUUACAAUUCCGCGUCUCGAGCUUACAGCAGCUACUAUGGCAGUCAGAUUAGAUUACAUGAUACGACAGGAACUCACUUUUCCUGUGGACAGUUCAAUAUUUUGGACAGACAGCACGUGUACUUUGAGUUACAUUCAAAGUGAAGAUAAACGAUUUCAAACAUACGUUGAAAACAGAGUCUCUGUCAUCAGAGAAGGUUCAAUUCCGUCACAGUGGCACUACAUCGAUUCAAAGAGGAACCCAGCUGACGAUUGCACAAGGGGACUCACUGCCCAUGAAAUGAUUAACAGUAUCAGAUGGAUUGAAGGACCAGAAUUUCUUAAGCAGAGUGAGUGCCACUGGCCAGAAACUCCAGAGGUUAAGGGAGUGUCAGAUGAAGAUAAAGAGUUAAAGAGACCAAAGACAUGUCUAGCACAAAGAAGUGAGUCAGUACAAGAAUCAGUGAUAGAUAAGAUUCUAAAACGUCGAUCUUCGUGGAAAAAGCUUAAGAAAGAUGUUGCUGUGAUACUACGCUUCAAACAGUGGUUAAUAGCAAGACAUAGAAGAGAAAAGGUGAAUGUACCCACAGGUCUACUUUCAGUGGAAGAAACAGAAAAGGCAGAGUUAGAAAUCUUGAAGUAUAUCCAAGGGCAACACUUUGGGAAAGAGCUCUCAGAAAUUAAUCGAGCUGUAAACAGUCAGAGUGGUGUUAAACGUGCAAGCAUGAGGGAUUAUUUUGCCCUCAACUUCCAUUAA